AUGUCAAACUCUGAGCAUGUCGAGGAAUCCCUUCCUUCAUUCGAUAUCAAUUUGCUCCCAACUGGUGAUCCAGGUAGCGGGUUUAAUUUUGAUCACCGCAACAACCCAAUCACACCCUGGCAGCGCCAACGUAUUUUGCAGCGGAAGGAUGCCUUCAAUAUUCAAUGCAAAUCACUAGACGUAGUCCACGGGAAGUUUGAGCAAGACAAGCCAGGUCUAGCAACGCUACUUGUCUUCAAAUUUUGGUUCGACAAACGGAAACUCGGGCGACGACUCGCCAGUGCUGAUAUUGAAAUUAAAUUCUCGGGCAUGGACCCUGAGGGCAACCGGCCAGAGGUGUAUGCUAUCUCCCCCCAUGAUCGGGCCGCACUCGUUGAGACAAGUAUACAUCAAGAAGACUUCCGUGAAGCCUCUACGCACGCCGAUGCUUCUCUAGCCGGUGCUUCGGCCGGAGGCAACUACAGUUGGAGCAAAACAAUUACCCAAGAUAUAGCGGAUGCCACUACUGUUACAGGCUCGAUCGACCUGAUAGAUGACUACAAUGGCACACCUAAUUGCGCGUCUUGGACACUCCUAGAAAAUGAAACAUGCCAUACUGGUAUCCCCGCCACAUUCCAAGUUGCUAUACUUCUUCUAAGAGACGACAUGGAUCUUUUUCAAUGCACAGUAGAUGUCAAAGCUAGAGCAGACUGGAAGACGAGACUUGAAUGGCUGGUUGGAUCCAAGAGCAAUGAUGACCCAGUUCUCUUCAAACCAGGUCUUCCACCGACAAAUAAUUUGAAAUCAUAUGAUGUAAAUAAUCUUGGGGCAAUCAUUCGAACUGUCUUUUGGGAUGCGGGGUUGGUAGGACCUACGAAGCCCAAAAUCAAUGGGUCAGAGAAUUGA
Molecule: messenger RNA, 885 nt
Organism: Daldinia childiae
Lineage: Eukaryota; Fungi; Ascomycota; Sordariomycetes; Xylariales; Hypoxylaceae
Exons: 1
Coding region: 1-885 (294 amino acids)
Source: RefSeq, a predicted model, not a curated record